AUGGCGAUUAUCACAGAAGAAGAAGAGGAAACGAAAACCUUAUUUCAACCGGAGCAUAAAGUUAGGGAGAAGGAAUCAUCGAAAUCGGAAUCGGAUAUGAAGAAUGAUAAACCUCAAUCUCAGAACCCUUUUCCUUUCUGGUUCUACUUUACUCUCGUGGUCUCAUUCGCCACCGUCCUCUUUGUAUCUCUCUCUCUUUUCUCUUCUCACAACGAUCCGAGAUCCUGGUUUCUCUCGCUCCCACCAGCUCUCCGUCAAUAUUACUCAGAUGGGCGAACCAUCAAGGUCCAGGUAAACCCUGACGAGUCACCGAUCGAGGUUUUUGUUGCCGAAUCGGGUUCGAUUCAUUCUGAGAAUGUGAUAGUGAUUCAUGGGUUAGGGCUUAGUUCGUAUGCGUUUCGUGGAAUGAUCCAAUCGCUCGGAUUGAAAGGGAUGCAUGCUCUGGCCAUUGAUUUGCCCGGAAAUGGAUUCUCAGAUAAGUCGGUUUUAGUGAGAGGUGGAGACAGAGACAUAGGGAUGGUUGCUAGGUUUAAGGAAGUUUAUGGUUUGAUUCAAGAGAAAGGCGUUUUUUGGGCGUUUGAUCAGAUGAUUGAAACUGGAGAUUUGCCCUAUGAGGAAAUCAUUAAACUUCAGAAUUCGAAACGGACAAGCUUGAAAGCUAUCGAAUUAGGGAGUGAAGAAACGGCUAGGGUUUUAGGCCAGGUGAUUGACACUUUGAGUUUAGCUCCUGUGCAUUUGGUUCUUCAUGAUUCAGCUCUAGGGUUAGCUUCAAACUGGGUUUCUGAGAAUUCCGCCAAUGUUCGUAGUAUGACCCUCAUUGACUCCAGCGUCAGCCCGGCAUUGCCCUUGUGGGUUUUGAAAGUACCAGUAAUCAGAGAAGUCUUGUUAGGGUUCUCAUUUGGUUUUCAGAAAUUAGUGAGCUUCCGUUGCUCAAAGGAGAUGACUCUAUCGCAAAUUGAAGCUCAUAGGAUACUUUUGAAGGGAAGAAAUGGGAGGGAAGCUGUUGUUGCUUCACUAAAGAUGCUAAACCAAAGCUUUGACCUUGCACAGUGGGGCAAUUCAGAUGUGAUCAAUGGUAUCCCGAUGCAAGUGAUCUGGUCUAGAGAAGGGUCUAAAGAAUGGAGCGACGAGGGACACCGUGUAGCUAAGGCUCUUCCAAAGGCAAAGUUUGUCACACACACAGGCAGCCGGUGGCCUGAGGAAAGCAAAUCUGGGGAGCUUGCAGAUUACAUUGCAGAUUUCGUCUCUCUUCUCCCAAGCUCCAUCAGACAAGUUGCUGAAGAACCUAUCCCGGAGAAAGUCGAGAAAUUGUUAGAAGAAGCAAAGGCCGGUGGUGACCAUGCGCAUGCUGGUUACACUGAUGCUUACGGUCUAGGCGAGGGAUGGACUACUUAA
Messenger RNA from Arabis nemorensis, 1395 nucleotides. Lineage: Eukaryota; Viridiplantae; Streptophyta; Magnoliopsida; Brassicales; Brassicaceae. The record is from the annotation of a GenBank genome assembly.